Messenger RNA from Lytechinus variegatus (green sea urchin), 3039 nucleotides. RefSeq names its product atrial natriuretic peptide receptor 3-like. Gene Ontology annotation, molecular function: signaling receptor activity; peptide hormone binding. NCBI's taxonomy places the organism in Eukaryota, Metazoa, Echinodermata, Echinoidea, Temnopleuroida, Toxopneustidae. The record is from RefSeq and is a predicted model, not a curated record. Gene Ontology annotation, cellular component: membrane. The transcript has 7 exons. Bases 1669 to 3039 code for a protein of 456 amino acids.
GAUGUGUUUCAUUAUUUCCCAUUGGUCACAUUAGGCCUGUAAAUCCAGUAACACCAGAGACCAAUUACUGAUCGAAGCAAGGAGCUCUAAAGGUGAAACAUUAUUUUUCAGAUAUCCUACAUGCCUCGCGAUUUCGUUCAGAUUUAACUUGGCAGGUGCGAUGGGUUUUUUGCCAUGUCUGCCUUAUAAAGUUCUUGCUCGUGCAAAAUAACUUGUCAUUGAAACAAAUUUGAGUGGUUUCCAACGGAAAUACUUUACUACUUUACUGUCGAGACUAUGGUCAUUGGAGAAUAAAUAUUCCUUGGAUUGUUGGAGUAAUGAUGGCAUGCUAACAUUUGACAACGGAUGUCUCCGUUGAAUUCGUAAUUCACUCAACUCAUUCCAUUACUUCUACACAUUUGUUUUGUUGCAUCGGAAUAAAUUACCAUAGGGACAUUUCUUAAUUGCGUUAAUAUUUCUACAAAUUCAGCGGAAAAUGAAUCGAAAUUUCAUUUAAAGUUGUUACAGUGCACUUCUUUCGAUUUAUUUGAUAGCUACGCACUCUAUGGAAAUAUAUAUUGAUUUCAUUUUGUUUGCUUUAUUUUUCAUACUUGUGAAAACGUAAUCAAAUUUGAAUAGCGAAUUUGGAAGCGAAAUUCUGAAAGGCAAUUUAUUCAAGUACUUUCGUAUUUCAAUGGCGGGAACUAAUGAACUCGACAGGUUAUGCUUAGAUCUGAUUGUAUUACCCAUGUAGGAAUUAAAGGAAUGAUAAUUUUAACUAAUAAAGGGAUUCCUCCAGUCAAUUUCCAUUUGACGAUGCAUAUAACCCCUCGAUCUGUGAUGAGGAGUGAAAGGGACAUGUGUACUUUGAGUUAUAAUUUGCCUUGAUAAUUCCUAAGUUUAUAUUGAGACCUAAAAAGUUUGGUUACAAAAUCAAAAUUACGUACUUUAAGAGCGAAAUACAUUAUGUUUCUUUUCCUGGGGUUCAAAAUAAUGGACAGUCGCUAUUAAAGUGCAGAAGCUUCAAACCUUAAUCUUUAAACGAUUAAACUAUUCGCUGUUAAAACUAUAAUCUCUUAGCUCUUGGAAUAUUUAAUUAACCGCAGGUAAGAAUCAUUCAACACCCAUUUGGAUUAAAAUGAAAGAAUGUGCAAUUUAUUGAGAGCAGUUAGAUAACGCAUUAUUUGGUCUCAUUAAUAUGCUAGAUGAUCUGAUGUGUGAAAUUUGACGCAGGAUAAGACGUCGUGAAUUCAUUAGAUACCGGAAGACAAUUCAUCCGUAAAUUUCGUAAAGAUUACUGUCAUGAUUAUUCUAUGAUAGUCAUAAAUUUAUGCGUAACCCAUUGUGAUCGCCCGAUUACACCAAGGGUACUAUGAUGAUCAUGACUAUAGAAGGAAAAAGAGAUUCCAGCGUUUUCUCUAUCGCAGAGGUGACAAUCACAACCCAUGAACUGUCAACCUGUACGAGCCCUCUCUUUUCCUUUCCAGAGAGUUGCUAUGAGUCAUGUGGAUAAUAAGAGAAAGGUUUGAUGUCAAUAAUGGGUAUAAAUACCUAGCAAUGACUGAUAUUCGUCACUUAGGGAUCGGACAUGUUUUACCUGCUGGUCGUGAUCUUGGCCCCAUGCAGUUUCUUGUUUUGGUAGUCGUUUUAACAGGUGUAAUCCGAAUGUGCUUGAACAUGUGAGCAGAGAUGGGGCAAGUCUGUCCUAUUCUGACAACUAUUCUACUCCUCUACGCCUUUAACACGGUCGGUGAUAGUUUGGGGAUGGAGAUACUUGUGGAGGGUUUGAGCAGCAAUUAUUUUGAAACCACCAUCGUGCCUGUGAUCGACAUCGCCGUCGAACGCAUUAAUACCAUGGUGAAAAGGGGCGAGUAUAUGAAUUUUACCAUCGUUUUUCAUCAUUAUAGCUACACGUGUGAGCAUGUUUACCCAUCGCUCGGGGCUUCGCUAGCUGCAAAGUACUACCACACCAAAAAAGUGGCCGCUUUCAUGGGGCCGACUUGUAACUCGGCCAUGGAAAACGUGGCCAUACUGUGUUCCGCCUGGAACUUACCUGUCCUUUCGGGUAUGUCCCCUGGAUUCAUGCUGGGGGAUAAGGACAAAUUUCACACUCUGACGCGAACAUCGUCGCUGGCCGAACACUUCGCAAGAGCUGUGGAAUCCGCUAUGUACUAUUUCAACUGGCACAUGAUCAUCUGGAUCAACCAAUCAGAGGAGGGCUACUGGGGAGCUAUCACAGAAGGUCUGAGGGAUCAUCAUGCCCAACUUUUCAAGGAAGGUUUCGAUUUCGUGGAAAUUAAAAGCUGGGAGUUUGAUGACACCAAAGACAUUCUGGAACAUGCCAUGACGAAAGGAAGGGUCAUCUUCUUGGCAGUUGAUGGAGACACUUUACGUUCUAUCAUGCUCAAUGCGUACGAUUUGAACCUCCUUAACGGAAAAUAUGCUUUCAUUAACAUCAUCCCGUUCCGUGAUGUCGAUAUCUUCGGCAACGAUUCCUGGGAAAGGGGAGAUGGUCGCGAUGAUCAGGCAAAGCAAGCCUACGAAGCUCUGAUGACGAUUCGGGUAUUCGAACCAACCUCCUCUGUUUAUAAAGAUUUUGAGAAGGAGGUUAUUUUGAGACGAGAGAUGAACUAUAAUAUCACAAUGGAUCACGAUCAAAGCUCGCAUAUAUUUCUAGCGUCAGCAUUCUAUGACGUCAUGAUCCUGUACUCAUUAGCAAUCAACGAAACGUUAGCGGAAGGAGGAGACGUAUACGAUGGUCACGCCGUGACACAUAGGAUGUGGAAUAGAACAUUCGAAGGGCUAUAUGGACAGGUUGUGAUUAAUGAAAAUGGUGAUCGUGAUUCUGAAUACACCCUAUGGGAUAUGACAGAUACGGAAAAUGGUACUUUCGAGAUUGUUGGUAACUUUUACGUAACGGCGACGGGACUUCGCUACACUCCGACUCCUAACAGAACAAUUUUAUGGCCAGGGGAGCCACGUCCCCUCCGCUGGAUAGCCCCUUCUGUGGAUUUUUCAAUGAGAACCCCGAAUGUCAAGAUAAAGAUUCCCGAUUUCUAG